AUGUCAGGAAAUUCUUCAGUUUACUUCAUAUUAUGGAUACUAUUACAAGUAUUAGUUAAAGUAAAUUGUCAAAUGACGCCCUUUAAACCAAGUGUAUAUAGUCGUCAUACUGCUACACUUAUUGAUAAUAAAUUGUAUAUUUUGGGUGGACUGGGUUUAAACAACAAUGGACUAAAAGAAUUUUUUUAUCUUGAUGUUUCUGUACCAUUUAGUACUCAAGAAUUAUCAUGGCAAGAUUUAUCAAAUAUUAAUAUGGUUCCACUUCAUUUUUCUGCAAUGUCAGUUAAAGGUGGUGUAAAUAAUGAUACUCUAUUUUUAUACGGAGGAUUAACAGCUGAUCAAACAAUGGCAUUGGUUUAUACAUUUGAUUCACAAAGUAUUGUAUGGAGUAUUCCAAAGAUAGCUGGAGUUAAUACAAUUAGAAAACGGAGUUUAACAGGCAUUAUUAAUAACGACGGAAGGAUGUAUUUAUGGGGUGGGUGCACAAAUACUGAUUUUGUAAAUGACAUGCUUAUUUUAGAUACAAUAAAUCUUAAUUGGAGUAAAGGAAGUAUAAUUAAUGCUCCAACUCCAAGAACUGAUUAUGGGGCCAUUUUAUUACCUAACAAUAAAAUUAUUUAUAUGGGCGGUAAUGAUGCUACUACUAGUUUUGAUACUAAUACUUUGAAUAUUGUUAAAGGAGCUGCUUUAACAUUAAGUGAGAUUUAUGUAUAUGAUAUGAUUAAUGACAAUUGGGAUACAAAAGUAGCAUUAGGAAAAAUCCCUUCUAAUAGAGGUGGUUUUUCCGCUGUUCUUGGUUUAGAUGGUAAAAGAAUCAUAAUUUUUGGAGGAUAUUUUAUAAAUCCCGGAUAUUUAGAUACUUCACUUUAUGUAUUAGAUUUAGCUAAUUAUAAUUGGUACAUUCCAAAAAUUUCUGGAAAAAUCCCAAAGCCUAGAGCUUUUCAUCAAACAAAUGUAAUUGGAAAAUAUAUGGUUGUAUCAUUUGGAGAAGGUUAUGAUAAAACAGUUGAAAGUGAUAUAUUAUUGCUUGAUAUUAGUAAUAAUGAAGAAUAUAUAUGGACAACAAUAUUUGAUCCAAAAAUGCCAUCGCCACCACCAUCAACACUACCACCAUUACCACCACCUUCGCCACCACCUUCGCCUUCAUCUUCGCCUUCACUUUCUUCUUCACCACCACCAAAUAAUUCAGGUAAUAUAGCUGGUAUAGUUGUGGGAUCUUUAUUGAGUGGUAUUUUGUUAUCAGUUGGAAGUUUCUUGAUAUAUAAAUGGAAUAAAAAUAAACAAAAAAUUAUUCAUGAAAAUGAUGAUUACAGUCAAGAGGAAAAGGAGCUUCCUAUCAUAAGGGAUAUUUAUAAUAAUGAAAAAGAUAUCAAUAAUAAUGAGCAAGAAACUAUUCAAAUUGAUCAAAUACCUAGAAAUGAAAGUACGUCUAAUUAUAAACCAAUAAUAAUUCCACCUCCAAUAAUUAAUAAGAAUAACUAUCAUAAGCAAGAAAUAAUUCUAACACCCGAAAAUGAAAAUACAACCAACCAUGAACCAAUAAUAAUUCCAGUCAAUGAUCAUCAUGGGCAAGAAAUUAUACUAGCACCCGAAAAUGAAAAUACAACCAACCAUGAACCAAUAAUAAUUCCACUCAAUGAUCAUCAUGGGCAAGAAAUUAUGCAAACGUUCCAAAAUGAAAAUACUAGUGAUCACGAACCAACAAUUCCAGCUCCUGCAAUAGUUAAUACUAAUAAUUAUAAUUAUGAGCAAGAAGUAAUUUCAACACCUAAUAAUAAUAGGAUAUCAUCACAAAUUUUUAAAGAUGAUAUUCUUCAAGCUGUUAAAAAUGAAAUUGGUCAAAACUUGAAAAAUGAACUCCUUCAAGCUGUUAAAAAUGAAAUUGGCCAAAAUUUAAAUAAUCUUAACAUCACAAGGAACAAUACAAACCAAGAUUAA
Messenger RNA from Rhizophagus irregularis DAOM 181602=DAOM 197198, 1938 nucleotides. RefSeq lists its product as uncharacterized. The record is from RefSeq and is a predicted model, not a curated record. Gene Ontology annotation, molecular function: protein binding. Lineage: Eukaryota; Fungi; Glomeromycota; Glomeromycetes; Glomerales; Glomeraceae.